GUGAUGACGAUGAGGAGGAGGAGGAUGGAGAUCAGCGGCAGCAACAGCAGGGCCGUCAUAGGCCCCGCGGGCGUGCAGAUACGGGCGGGAGCUUUGCUGCCGCUGACGGGAUUGGUGGCGGCGACGGAGGCGGAGGAGGAGUGUACGGCGCUUUGGGGCCGCUUCAGUUGGGUCCUUGGCGUACGGCAUACCUGCUGCCCGCACAGGUAGAGCCACUGCCACCGCAAGUCCUACUACCGCCUCCGCCGCCUCCUGAUGAUGCGCGAAGGGCAACACAUCAACAGCAGCGCCCACAGCAUCCUCCUACCCAUUCCAACCAGCCACCCCAGCAACCGCAACAGCAGCAGCAGCAACCGCUGCAGCAGCAGGGGCACCCAGAUGCGCUAGGUGUCGUACAUACCAGCAGAGGCUUCGCAACCGGCGCCGUCAACGGUCCCCUGUUGCUGUACGGAACAAGCCAUACCGCUAACGGACGCCGUACCCGAGGAGGUGGCGUGGAUAACCCAUGGGUCGGCCGCCAGGGCGGAGGAGGCUAUGGCGACAUGGCAACGGAUGACGAGGAGGAAGGAGAGGAGGAUGUUGCCGGAGGGCAGCGGGAGUCGCAUGGUGACGGCAUGGGGGACGAGGGAGGCGGCGACGGCGGCGGCGGAGGGGGAGAGGGCAGUGCGACACAAGAGGCGGGGAUGACCAAGGUGCUGGCCCACAUGGCUAGACGCUGGGACGCAGACACGGCGCACGCCUUGGAGCAGCGGGCGGCUCUGGGCCGCAUGCUUGCCCUCACGCAGCAAUCCGAGGAGCAGAUUGCGAGCGCCGGGCAGCAAGCCCUAGUGACCCGUGGGUCGGCUGCCUCGCGACCGCCCCCUAGCGCCGGGCUGCUCGACCCCACACUGGACCUUGAAGGCGAGCUGAUACGACAACAGCAAGAACAGCUGGCUUUGAUACGGCAGCAGCAACAGCAGCAAGAGGAAGGAGUAACAGCGCACGGACCCGUGGGUCGCCCGGGCCCACCUGUUGCGAAUGCUGCUGUGGAGCGCCUCCUAGACGAGUUACUCGGAGCACCGCCAGCAGCAGCCAGAGAUGCCAGCGCUGUACGGCAGGUGUCCAGCGGUACGACAGCGGCUGGUAGCAGCCCUCGCCAGCCCCCCGCCAGCCCUCAGACGGACGAGUCGUCGUUCCUCCACCUGUCGCUGGAUUCGCUGACGCAAGUACGACAGGGCGGCGAGUGGGUACUACAGGUCGUACUGCGGGUGUCCGACGGCGGAGAUCUCGAUCAGGGACAACGACGGCCGCUUCCGGUACUGGCAGUUCCUCCUUACUCGCAUCCACAACCGCCGCCGCCUACGCCGCCGUUGCAUCUUGAUGACGCGGCAUUGCUAUUGUACUGCACCAGUGGUGGUGGCGGUGGUGGUGGCUGCUUGCCGCUGCCAUGUGUACGGGGGCGAUGGUCUGUCGUACACGAUCGACGGUGGCAGCAGCGGGAUGGCGGGCAGCAGGGGCAGGAGGGGCAGCAGCAGCAGGGUGGGGCAAAGCAAUGGCAGCAGGAUUGUGCGCAGCAGGAGCGGCAAGAGCAGCAGGGGCUGCAGCGGGGUCAGCGGCGGAGUCAGCUGCUGGUGGUGGUGGAGGCGGCGGUACCGCUGGCGGACUUGGUAGCUCUGGCGGGUGGCUUGAUGGGA
Molecule: messenger RNA, 1673 nt
Organism: Astrephomene gubernaculifera
Lineage: Eukaryota; Viridiplantae; Chlorophyta; Chlorophyceae; Chlamydomonadales; Astrephomenaceae
Source: the annotation of a GenBank genome assembly